AUGAAAUAAGUACUUUUAAUUCUCUGUCUCAUUUCAAUUAUUAUUGUUUUCACUAAUGGUGUUCAAUAGACAAAUUUAAAAGACCUAAAGAAGAGGAAUAAUUAAAUGACAAGGAAAAAUUAAAACAAAUAAUCUUCAUAAACAAAUACUAAACCUAUGUGGACUAAAUUUAAAAAUAAAGAUAAAACUUCAAGAAAAAAUCUUAAGGAAACUCAAUUAUAGAUUUUAAAUGUUUUGAAACCUCUAUUUGGUGUAAUCAAAUUUUUAAUAAAUGAUCAUAGUUAAGAACAAAAGAUUAAAAUCGAGAUAAUAAUGGAAAAGUGAUUAAAGAAAAUAUUACAAAUGACAUUAAGCAUUAAAAUAAAACUAGUAAAAAAAUAAACAAAAGUAAUAAAAUGAAUGAUAAAUUCCUUUUUUAAUGGGAUCAAAAGAUGGGUGAUUUUGAACCAGAAUUUAUAUUAAGUUUUGAUUUAGUUCCUGAUAGUAUAGAAGUAUAUAUAAUUUAAAUUGUAGGUGUUUUAUGAAGAAAUCUUAAAACCAACAACUAUAAAAGGAGCCUUUUUUAUUUCCUAAUUUAAAAUAGAAGACAGAAUUGAUUUCUUUAUAAAAAAUUCAAACAAUCAAUUGAUUUAUUCAAAGGAAAAAGUAAAAGAAGCAAUUUUUAAUAUUGAUAUUUUAGAAAAAGGAGAAUACAGAUUUAUUUUCUAGAAUAAAAGAGUAUGAGAAUCGCUAUAAACUUAGUCAAAAUAAACCAAAACUGUUACAUUUACUCUAGAUGUGCAUGAUUCAGAAUAAGAAUUUUUGAAAAUGGCUGAUUUAGAUCCUUUAGCACUUAGAGUAGAAAGAAUAAUAAUGGCUAUGAAAGUAUAUAUAUAUAAUAUUAUAAUAAGGAUAAUUAUUUUUUUGAUAAAAUAACAGGAUAAUAAUUUGAAGGUAAUUUAUAAGAAAUCUAAAAUUCAAAUAAUAAAUUAUUACUAUUUAGUUUUAUUGAAAUUAUAGGUGUGAUCUUUAUUACAAUUUGGUAAGUGUUUUAUUUAAAAAGAAUGGUUGGCAAUCAAAGAUUAUUUUGA
This is a messenger RNA of Paramecium pentaurelia, 1070 nucleotides long. The record is from the annotation of a GenBank genome assembly. NCBI's taxonomy places the organism in Eukaryota, Ciliophora, Oligohymenophorea, Peniculida, Parameciidae.